Molecule: messenger RNA, 672 nt
Organism: Acanthoscelides obtectus
Lineage: Eukaryota; Metazoa; Arthropoda; Insecta; Coleoptera; Chrysomelidae
Source: the annotation of a GenBank genome assembly
AUUCCUAUAAAACCUAGUUUCCAACCGACACAAAUAAUAGGACACAGUACAAUAUUUCAUUGAACGUUACUUAUCGAUACAAUACAAGAAACGAAGAUGCCGAAUUAUUUCGAAUGUUGUAAAACCAAAGAGCUAUCCAACUAUGUGUGCAUAACAUGUAAACAAAUUUUUCAUCGCAGUUGCUGCAACAAACGAAAUGACGUAAUUGUCAUUGCCAAGCAUAUGAUAUACUGUAGUACGACAUGUCAAGGAAAAGGUGAAGAAGAAAUGGAGAAGGAUAACACUACCAAAGAAAUAAUAAGAGAAUUACAACAAAAGAUUAUAGAGAAGGAUAAAUAUAUUGCCUCUAUGAAAAAACGCUCAUUGGCUUUUGAGGAUGAUGUGAUUGAAAUUGAAAAAAAUUACAACGACGAGAUCCAGACUUACAAGCGUCAAAUACAAAAUAUAGAGCAACAACUAGCAUAUUUAUCCUCAAAAAACAGUACACUUCAGGAACUGACAACCUCACUUCUGAUGGAAGAACCUCCAGUUGCGAAUGAUAUUAGGGCCACAAGUUUCCAAAUGAAGACAAACGAUAUGUGUAAAAGCCAGCCGAUAGAACAUGAAUUCGACGUACAUCAAACAGCGUCGACUUUUGCCCACUGUACAUCGUUUCCCCCAUACCCCAGUUAG